Gossypium raimondii (Peruvian cotton) is the source of this 905-nucleotide messenger RNA. Its product is annotated as josephin-like protein. The coding region runs from base 349 to 723 and encodes 124 amino acids. NCBI's taxonomy places the organism in Eukaryota, Viridiplantae, Streptophyta, Magnoliopsida, Malvales, Malvaceae. The transcript has a single exon. The record is from RefSeq and is a predicted model, not a curated record.
CUCAUCAUCCAUUGCAGGGUACGUUUAAAAAAAGACAAAAGAAAAAGCAAACUACCGAUAGUAUCCCUUUCAAGAAAAGUUACCCCAUGGUAAGUCCAUGAUUUGGUUUUGAUUACAAAAACCACUUCAGUAUUGAAGUCUUGGGGUCAGAUUUUAUUUUGUUACUUUUUUUAAUUCACUGUUUCUCUUUCUUUACCUUGACCUUUUUUGGGUUCACUGUUUCAGCAAUCUCUCCUUUUAUAUUCCUUAACCCACACCUCCAUUUUCUCUCCAUUGCUUUCACUGCAACUCCCCCAUCUCUUAUAUAUAUAUAUAUAUUCUCUCUCAAAGGUCAGCUGACUGCUGAAGAUGUCAAUUAAAGUGAGUCAGAAAACGGGAAACAAGGCAACUGGUAGUACUAUCAUACACAAGUCUAAUACCAGUGCUGCAGGGAAUAAAGGGGUUCCGAGGCCCCGGAGUUACGGUUUCAUGCGAUGUAAAACAUCGAAAAUUUCACCGGUAAGGUUUCUGAAGCAUCUUGGUGGUAAAUUAGCCAGAGGUUUACAUGUUGUGUCCAUGAAAAUCAGGCAAUCUCCUAAGGUUUCUUCUUCAUCUGGAAGAUCAAAGCCAUUUGUAACACCUGUUGAUUCUCAUAGAACUGCUGCCGUCGAGGACUGCAUCGAGUUUAUCAACUCUUCUGCUUCUUUGCCUCGAUCAAAUUCCGUUUCGGCUAAUCCUCAUUGAACUCUGCAGUUAAUGGUCUUAUUUGGUUGUUAAAGAUACUUUGAUGUUUACCAACAAUCCUAUCCUAGUACCUUAUAUAUAUAUACAUUGUCUUUCUCUUUAGAUAAUGAAGGUAAAUCAUUCCAUAUAUAUUUAGUUUAACUAUGAAAAAGAUAAAUAGAGCAUCGGUUUUGUUUGCUUAA